CUGGCUCCUGCCGCACACAGGGAAAUCGCGGUGGAGCCUGGUCCCGCAAGCGGAGAUGGCCAAGGGUCUAGCGCAAUUUGGGGCGGAUGAUGAAGCAGCCUAAAAUUAGCCUUCUUACUACUUCGUAAAGAGCAAGCCGGGAGGCAGCAGCCUGCACUAAGACAAGCAAAGAGGCACAGGACAGGAAGGACACUGUACCGAGGCUCGCUCUCACACAGGCAGGUCACAUCACUUCAUGCAUGCAAGACAACAGUUUAGAAUCUUCCACUUCAAUAUCUCAACUUCUGAGAGAGAGUUAUUUAGCUGAAACCAGACAUCCAGGGAACACUGAAAGAAGUAGAUCAGAAGCAUCUCCCCAUACUUUCCAUUAUGGCAGUACUUCUGGGGCUUCAGAGGAAGUAGCUGGCCAAGAUGACCUUCCAGAUCUCUCUGCCUUUUUGAGCCAAGAAGAAUUAGAUGAAAGUGUAAAUCUGGCAAGACAAGCAAUUGAUCAAGAUCCACUUGAAAAACAGGACGAGCAACAGACACAUGUACAUUAUAGCUCUGAUCAAGUGAAAAACUGCGGAAAAACAGUUUCAAACAAACAAGUGGCCCAGUCCACAGUUUUGCCAACUUCAGACAAUAGUCUCCACUCAAACUUUUGCCUGGAUCAUGUCACAGAAACAAAAGGUUCCAAAGAGAGCACUCAGGAUCUAAAGAAACAACAGUUUGGUUCUGAAGCAGAAUCCAAAAAGGAAUUCCUAAACAAGGCAGCAGAUUUUAUUGAGGAGCUUUCUUCACUUUUCAAAGCACAUAAUUCUAAAAGAAUAAGACCUAAAACAUGCAAAAACUACAGGAGCAAACUUGAAUCUAAAAAUAAGGCUGCUCAAGAAGGUAGCCCUAGUUUCCCAAAGCUGUCAGAAAAGAGAGAACGACCUUCUAUUCCAGUACCUCAAGACUUGGAUAAUAAAGCAGAGCAUAUACUUGAAAAAGCAAAUGAUCUACAGGAGGCAAACUUGGAAGCUAUAAAUCAAUUAGAAAGUACAGAAUUAACAACAGAGACAGCACCCACAUCUUUAUAUUUUGAGGAGCCUCUCGGACAGCCACCACACUUUACACAAAAACUGAAAAGCAGAGAAGUUCCUGAAGGAACCAAAGUGCAGUUGGACUGCAUUGUGGUAGGAAUUCCAGCACCUGAAGUCAGGUGGUACUGUGAAGGAAAGGAGCUUGAAAACUCACCAGACAUUCACAUUAUCCAGUCAGGAGAUCUGCACUCAUUGAUUAUAGUUGAAGCUUUUGAAGAAGACACCGGACGUUAUUCUUGCUUUGCUUCAAACAUCUAUGGGACAGACUCAACUUCUGCAGAGAUAUACAUAGAAGGUGCCUCCUCUUCUGAAUCUGAAGGUGAAAUUAGCACAGAAGAAAUGGAUCAAGUCCAGAAACCAACUGACAUCUCUUUGAAUGCACCAUCUCCUGCUACUAACACUACAACCACUCAUCAAGAGACACCAAAGGUGCCAUCUACUGUGGGUCAGCCAGUUUAUCAGAGUCAAAGCCCCACUAAUUAUUUGCAAGGAUUGGAUGGAAGACCCUUAAUAGCUGCUCCUGUGUUUACAAAGAUGCUACAGGAUAUUUCAGCUUCUGAGGGUCAGCUGGUUGUCUUUGAGUGCAGGGUGAAAGGAGCUCCUUCUCCAAAGGUUGAAUGGUACAGAGAAGGGACAUUAAUACAAGAUUCUCCGGAUUUUAGAAUAUUACAAAAAAAACCUCGAUCUAUGACUGAGCCAGAGGAGAUUUGCACUUUGGUAAUUGCUGAGGUGUUUUCAGAAGACUCUGGGAGUUUCACAUGUACUGCAAGCAAUAAAUAUGGCACUGUCUCUAGCAUCGCUUGUCUAAUUGUUAAAGGGACUGAGGACCAUAGCAAUACUGCUGCCCUUCAUACAAUGAGCUCAAUCAACUUAAUUGCUGCUGAACAACAUCCUACCCGACUCAUCCCUUCACUUCCAGUGGUGGAUCAGCCCACAAAACCUAAAUUAGAAGGGGUCCUUGUGAACCAUAAUGAACCCAGGUCAAGUUCUAAGAUAGGCCUCCGGGUGCACUUUAAACUGCCCGAAGAUGAUAAAGGAAGUGAAACAUCAUCAGAAGAUGGAGGAGUAUCUGCAAACCAGGUUAGACCACACUACUUCCAGGAGAGGAUUAAUGGACAGACAAUGAAAAUACCAGAGCCAACUUCACCUACAAAAGAGCCCCCUCCAGUACUAGCCAAACCAAAACUAGAUCCCACCCAGUUACAACAGCUCCACAACCAGGUCUUGCUUGAACAGCAGCAUCUACAGCAGCCAUCUCCCCCAUCUCCAAGAGAACUGCCAUUCAACACAGGUAUAUUGAACUCCGCUACUUCAUUCAACCAGCAGUCUACAUCAACUAUAUACAAGCAGGCCAAAGUCUCUCCUUCACAGACAUUCAGCUAUACCCGACCGAAACAGUUCCUUGUGUCCCAGAACACCACACCACCUAUCAACUCCCCUUCCAGCUCCCCAGUGCCUACAUUCAGCAGCGUGCCUCAAGGAACCCAAAGAACAAUGAACAAGGAAAAUUUCGUAGGAUCUCCUCCACCAAUCCAGACAAGGUCUCCGGGAGGGUUUACAAGCCAAAGUGAGCAGCCUCUAGCAAGUCCCAAAGAAUCAGUGUUGCCUCCACUAUUGCUUUCUAUAUCUAGCCUGAACCAAUUUCAGCCCCACAUCGUACUUCCUACUCCUGUCUCUCCAAUCAGCCGGAUUCAGAACCCAGUAGCCUUUCUCAGUUCUGUUCUUCCUUCACUUCCUUCUGUACCACCAACCAAUGCUAUGGGUCUGCCUAGAAGCGCACCAGCUGCAGCAUCCCAUGGACUAAUGAAGAAAAAUCUAAAGCCCCUGCACUUAGCAACGGAUGAUUAUAUUCACAACAAUAAAGUUGCAGUUGUAAGGGACCUGCAGAGAAAAAUGCAUUUCAAAGAGGAUGUCUGUCGACAUAGUAGUCAGCAGAGAACAACAUAUGAUGAAAAACUGACCCACAGACUUCAGGGACCAAGCAAUGAUUCUCCAGUCUUCAACUAUACAACUCAAGAUGUAUCCAAGGAAUACAAGAUUUCAAGCUUUGAACAGAGGUUGAUGAAUGAAAUAGAGUUUCGCCUGGAACGCACCCCAGUGGAUGAAUCAGAUGAUGAAAUCCAACAUGAUGAAAUACCUACAGGCAAGUGCAUAGCACCCAUCUUUGACAAGAGACUCAAGCAUUUUCGGGUCAUGGAAGGAUCUCCUGUUACAUUCACCUGCAAAAUUGUUGGAAUACCCAUACCCAAAGUAUAUUGGUUCAAGGAUGGCAAGCAGAUUUCAAAGAAAAAUGAACAUUGCAAAAUGAAGAGAGAGGGAGAUGGAACAUGUUCUCUACACAUUGAAGCUACUACUAAUGAUGAUGAUGGAAACUAUACAAUAAUGGCUGCAAAUCCUCAAGGGAGAAUCAGUUGUUCUGGCCACUUGAUGGUUCAGACUGUUCCCAUGCGUGGCCGAUUAACAACUACUCAGUCGCAUAGAGCAAGGUCCCGUGUGCAAGAAGGAGAUAAAGAACCACUACAAGACCGCUUUUUCCGGCCAUAUUUUCUGCAGGCACCUGGAGACAUGGUAGCUCAUGAGGGGCGACUUUGUAGACUGGACUGUAAGGUGAGUGGGUUACCAACUCCAGACCUGAUGUGGCUUCUGAAUGGCAAACCUGUAUUACCAGAUAGCACUCACAAGAUGUUGGUCAGAGAGACCGGUGUUCACUCUUUGCUUAUUGAUCCUCUCACACAAAAUGAUGCUGGAACUUAUACUUGCAUUGCAACCAACAAAACAGGACAAAAUUCAUUUAGCCUGGAGCUCAGUGUUGUAGCAAAGGAAGUCAAAAAAGCCCCAGCAUUCCUGGAGAAGUUACAGAAUUGUGGCGUGCCUGAAGGGCACCCAGUCAGAUUAGAAGGCAGAGUGAUUGGAAUGCCACCACCAAUAUUCUACUGGAAGAAAGACAAUGAAACCAUCCCUGCAAAUAGAGAAAGGAUGAGCAUGCAUCAAGACACAACAGGAUACGUAUGCCUUUUGAUUCAACCUGCCAAGAAAGUAGAUGCUGGUUGGUACACUCUGUCUGCGAAAAAUGAAGCUGGUAUUGUUUCAUGCACUGCUAGACUUGAUAUAUAUGCCCAAUGGCACCAACAGAUUCCACUACCAAUAAAGUUUCGACCUAGUGGUGGCCGGUAUGCAAACCUCACUGGUCAAGGACUCGACAUUUUUUCUGCCUUUUCAGCUGUUGAAAAUCCAAAGUUGUUUUCAUCCUCAUCCCAGAGCGUGGUGGAAAGUGAAGAACUUUAAAAACCUACAGUUCCAAUUAUACCUGCAGAAAUAUUAGAACUAUGGGGGGAAAAAAAAAAAAGAGAAAAGGUACAAACCAAGAGACUCAAGGUUUACAAGCAACUUGCUUUUAGUAAGUGUUGUGCUGCUGGAACUGCUGCAAGUUACAUAUUGUACAAGAUGUCUGCCUUGUAUUUUACUCCAGUAUGAUUAUGGUAUAGAGUGUAGCGCAAAAAGUUCAGUACUAUGUCUUUUUCUGAGAAUCUCAGAGUGAAGAGACAGUUUUAGCACUUAAAAAAAAUCAACCACCACCACUUUUUAAUGCUUCAGUUAAAGCUCCUGUAACAAGCAAAGUUAAUGAUUUGUGGUGUUUAACUGUAUACUGCCAAUGAAAGGACUGACACUGUGAUAGAGAGUAAAGAAUGUGACUUUGAAUGUAAUCCUAAAAGGAUUUGCAUAAGGAAAAGAAAAGAAGUUGGAACAGAAUUUUUGUAUGUGAUCAUAGUAGAUAAGACUAUAUAAACAUAGCAUUUCAUGGAGGUACAGCUAUAUACAGUAUAUAUUUAUAUGUGUGUGUGUGUGUGUGUGUGUGUGUGUGUGUGUGUGUGUGUGCAAACCAUGCCGUGUGUAUUCAUGGUGUUUUGAAACAUACAGUAAAAUAUAAGGCAUGUGCUUAGGACAUUAACACAUGAAACUAAACAUCCUAUAUUGUAUGAAGCACAUACUGUAGAGAUCACAGCUGAAACUACUGUAUAUUUCCAUGUAUGCUUCAUAUUCGUUCCUUUUCAGUUUUAGUGACUCCCUGAUUUUAAACACAGAGUCCUGUUCUUGUAACUUCAUGGUUUUUAAAUUCAAGUCUCUUUCCACAUGAGUUUUUGACAUGCCUAGACAAAAAAAAAGCACAUCAUAUGGCUCAUUUGCUAAACUGACUAAAGAGGAACUGUGGCCUGGUGCAAUUAAAACUUCUUUCGGGAUCAUUUAGGAAACUUAAUCACGGUAGAGUUCCUACUAUUAAAACAGGGGAAAAUGCAUCUGUAACAUGCAAAGAAGGUUAUAAUGUUUAAGAAACACAGUGGUUAGUAUAAACAACUAAAGUAAGUAUUGUACCCUGAUAAAUAGUAGGUAAACCAGGGAAUGCUAUAGAGGGCUCUAACGAAGGAUGUUUAAUAACAUUGCUAAACAAACACUUUCAGUAUAUUUCUCUUUUACAUAAUUUUAUUGACAACCUUCUGACCCCAAUGGUUAGAGGUUAGGAAUGUAUAUGAUGAUUUCCUGCACAUGAUUUGGACUUUACUUUCAGCAGUUCUAACUCACUACUUUAAACUUGAUCAGGGACAGCCAUGGGGUCCUAACUAGAAUCAUACAGGGGCUUAAAUAUCACAUUUACAGAUGCUGUAAUUUUAGGUCUUAUUUGGCUUGCUUUGCAAUUCAGUGCUUUUUCACAGUUUAUUUUUUUUAAAGUGUAAUUUCUCCUUGCUUUAAUCUGUUUCUUUCUUUCUCUGAAAAUUUAAAAUUACCAUUGAAAAUAAAGUGUGCCUGCAUUAGAAGUGUACAUGCACUAAAUAUGAAAAUAUAAAGGCAUAAGAGUUAAUGGCCCACUGGUUAUAUUAAGACACUGGGAAGGAGAUACACAGUGUUUCACUGUUAGGUCACUUUCAAAUCUAACCUAUGUGUUACUAUCUGAGAGCCAUCUAGGGUUCGGAUCAAGUGAAUAUGUGGUGAUGCUGUAUUUCCUAGUAAUGUUUCUAAAAAGAAAAUAAUUGGAUUUUGUAAUUUAAAUUAAUGCGGUUUAUGGGUUUCUUUUUUAAGAAAGGCCAAAUUCUGCGCCUAUCUACAACUCUGAAACCUCCCACUAUUUCAGCGGUGUAACUAAAAAGCAGAUUUUGAUCCAACAUAAUAAAAUUCUACAGCAAUUAUAGCACUUUAUAUAUAUAUAAAAUCAAGCUAUAGUGCACUGCCAGAAACUUUACUGAAUAUUUUUAGGCUUGACAGAAUUUGAUUUUUUUUUUUAUGAUUUCAAUGGAUGACAAUGUAUAGUUAAGCAUUUAAAAAAAAAUUAUUCAUUUAAAUUUCCACAGUUGCACAAAAUUAUGAGUUUUAAGCAUUUAUAUCAAUGUAAAUGUUCACAGUUACAGAACAUUAGGGUGAGGGGGCUCGGACAAUAAUUGCUUAAUGACAGUACACGUUAAGUUUAAAAAAGUUGAAGCUUUUGAAACACAAACUGUCAACAUAUACAAAGUAUCUCAAGCAGCAUUUUUUUUUAACCUUUGACUUAUGUAAACUUCAAUUAUCAAUGGAAAUAUUUUUUUGCCAGUCUGUGUAUGGUGAAAUCAAUAUCUAUUGAUAAAAAUCUAACCCUUUCAAGCCUAAAUAUAUAGACUAAGUUAUUAAAUAAUAUAAACUAAGAAACUAAAUCGGUACAAACUUUUCAGGUUUAGAAGAAAUGAAUGAAUCCUCCUUUAUUAGGUAGUAGGUCCAAGAACAAUCAUGUUAUCUGCAUUCUAUGCAUAGUUUGAAAGACAAGAAAAGCAGUAUAUUAAACUUGUUAGUACAUAUAAAUAUCAUACCAUAAGGAUAUUUUAUUAUAGGUGCUAAUAUUAUACUUACUAGUAUUACUGACAGCAGUAAAUGUUCUCACAGCUUUACAAAUUCAGAGAAAGGUGUGAUCCCCAUCCCAAAGAAUUUACAAUGUAAAUUAGACACACAAAGAACACAGACCAAACAUGUGGCCUGAAUCUCUUAUCCCUUAUGCCAGUUUUACACCAAUGUAAUUCCAUUGACUUCACUAUAAUCUCACUUGAUUUACAUCACCACAAAUGAGAGGUGAUUCACACCCAUGACUAGGGUGACCAGGCAGCAAGUGUGAAAAAUCGGGACCGGGGUGGGAGGGUAAUAGAAGCCUAUAUAAGAAAAAGCCCCAAAAAUCGGGACUGUCCCUGUAAAAUCAGGACAUCGGUCACCCUACCCAUGACAGGUAGGCUGAAGGUCAAAUGGUGCAAUGUUUUCCAAAACAUAGCCUCUGUUAUUUUGCAGUGGGGAAGAGAGGCAGGUAUUAUUGAAAGACUUGCUGGAAGAAGUAUUGUAAAGGAGGGAGAUGAAUCAAGGGUUGAUCCUUGGUCAUUCAAGAAGAGGUUCCUAAUACCUCCCAUUGUGAGAGGUUAAGCCAAACUGGGUCCCCAAAAUCUGGUAGUCGAAUACUGGUAGCUGACAACACUGUCUUUCACGGUUAUUAACUAACUAAGGGUCAUGAUCUCAUUCACACCAGCAUACAUUGAACACUGAAGUCAAUGGAGAUACUUCAAUGUACGUGAAAUAAAUGAGAUCAGAAUCCGAUCCUAAACUUGCAGAAGUCUCUGUAGAUCAAAUUAUGUUGCCCAUAAUCCAACUAAUUUCCUAUUCAUUUAAAUGGGAAUUUUGCUACAUGAAAGACUACAAAAUUUUGUCGAGUAUAAGUAACUUGUAUCAAAAAAGAUAUUGAGAUCUUUACCAAAUAGAUUAAUUCUUAAGAAACAAGAAAUUAAUUUCCAGUAUUGUUACUAAACUACAGAAUCCUUCUGUUCUGCAUACACUGAGCCCAAUAUGGGAAUAUAAAAAAGUUUAGGUGCAAAGAUAUUAAUGCUAAUAGAUCUGACUUUGCUCAUCAUAAUGAAACCUUUGUAGAGAAAGGCAUAAGACAUCAUGUGUGUUGGUGACUAUUGAAAAAGAUGAGGAAAACCUGUAAGUAGAUUUAUGUAUGCAGCAGAGGGCAACAGUGAAUUAUCACAUAACUUGUGUGAUGUCCAUUUGAGAAGUUAAUAUGUGAAGAAUGGCUCUAUGUAAUGAUAUGGUAUCAAGAAGCAUUAGAGAUUCUGUGAUUGUGCUUUCUUCCUGAACAGUUUGCUUAGCGUUUCAUUGUUUUGUUUUAUUUUAUUUAAUGAACAGUAACUAAUUUGACCUUGCACAAAAAAGGCAUCCUGUUGUCUUAUUCAGUCGAGGCCAUAACAAAAUAUCCAUGCCAGAAUCCAUGAAGUCAGUAAGUUAUCAUCUAAAUGUCCAUCAUCUAAGUAGAAUUUUGCACCAAUUAAAUGUAGUGACUCUAAAAUUAUAUAUGUUAAAUAAUUUAAUAUUUCCAAAUUCACAUAUUUGUAGCUUUAUAAGGCUGAAAAGGAACCAGAAGGCAAAUAGUUUCACACAUGUUAACACACAGGCUCAGGGUAUUUCAGAGGGUAGUUCAAGUGGCAGUAUUUUUGUUCAAAAUUCUAGAAAGCACAAGUAUUGCAUCUUUGCUUUGAAAAUAGUAAAUAUGUAAAACCUGUAGAUCCAAUUCACAGCAGCCUUGCUCAGGCUAAGGAGAACUGGACUGGGCCUUCUUGUAGCUGAAAGCAAGGACUAAAGACAGACAGUUUUUGAAUGCCUGAUGUGUGCAAGUGUGGAGGGCAAAAUAGGACACAUACUUCGGAAAAUGUGAACCAACAUGUGCAGUCUUUUCCUGAAUAUGUAAAUAGUUGCUACUUGCAACUGUUAAUAAUAAUAGAAAUACUGCAAAAAAAGAACUCAAUUCUGCUAUUAAUGCCAGAAGCAUUAAAAUAGUCUCUGAAAAGUGACCUCUGAUACCCACUAAAAAUGGUACCUGAGCAAAUAUACAAAAGAAAAGCUAAUGAAAUACUUUAAUCUGUUAAAUUAAUACUGAACAAGUGAUUCGUUGUUAAUUGCCUUAUUAAUUCCAAUAGGAAAAUGUUCACUUUGAGCUUUAAAAUAUUUUACUUUUUUCUUGAUUUAAACGGAUUUUGUAUUUUUAUUAUU
This is a messenger RNA of Malaclemys terrapin pileata, 9110 nucleotides long. RefSeq names its product myopalladin (gene MYPN). The transcript is spliced from 22 exons. NCBI's taxonomy places the organism in Eukaryota, Metazoa, Chordata, Testudines, Emydidae. The record is from RefSeq and is a predicted model, not a curated record. Bases 240 to 4349 code for a protein of 1369 amino acids.